UCGUUUGGAAAAAUGUUAUUAUUUUUACCUAUAUUCAUCUUGCUGCCAUUUAUGGAAUGUACAUGGCUUGCUUGCAUGCUAAAUAUUGGUCAAUUCUAUGGUUUGUUGCUCUUGGUACAGCUGCGAUGAUAGGCGUUACCGCUGGCACUCAUAGAUUAUGGUCUCAUCGAUCUUACAAGGCAAAGUGGCCCAUGAGACUUAUUCUCAUGAUUUUCCAGACCAUCGCUUUUCAAGAUACUAUUUACCAAUGGGCCAGGGACCACCGCGUGCACCAUAAGUUCACCGAUACUGACGCGGAUCCAUAUAAUGCGCGUAGAGGAUUUUUCUUCUCGCAUAUCGGUUGGCUUUUAAUUCGCAAGCAUCCUGAUAUCGUUAUUAAAGGCCACACCUAA
Messenger RNA from Atta colombica, 392 nucleotides. RefSeq names its product acyl-CoA desaturase-like. Gene Ontology annotation, cellular component: endoplasmic reticulum membrane. The record is from RefSeq and is a predicted model, not a curated record. The coding region runs from base 57 to 392 and encodes 111 amino acids. Gene Ontology annotation, molecular function: stearoyl-CoA 9-desaturase activity; iron ion binding. Lineage: Eukaryota; Metazoa; Arthropoda; Insecta; Hymenoptera; Formicidae. Gene Ontology annotation, biological process: unsaturated fatty acid biosynthetic process. The transcript has 3 exons.